AUGGUGAAACUCGCGCUGUUUUUCAAGGCUGAACUCGAAAACGUAACUGACGUUGGGCCGGGGGACGAAGGUGACAUUUGGCACUUUAAGGUCAAGUGUACGCACUGUAACGAGCCAAACGAAAAUUGGGUUGGCGUCAGCCAGCUGGCUCAAAAUGAAAUAGCCGGUUCACGAGGAAUUGCGAAUUUUGUGAUGAAUUGUAAAUUUUGCGGCCGACAAGAAAUCGAUCAGACAUCUGUUAAGCCGUACACCAUCGAGAAUAGUGGUAAAUUCGCUCAAAUUGCAGUUAUCGAGUGUAGAGGAUUGGAGAUUACUGAUUUCGAUCCCAUGACCGGAUUCAAAGCUAAAGGCGUCGAUAGCGGAACUAUCUUUGAAAGUAUCGAUUUGACGGAAGGUGAUUGGGCAGAGUACGAUGAAAAGGCUGAAGUUCCUGUUAGAAUUUCCGACAUAAAAUCCAAGUUCAAACGCGCUUAG
Acaulospora colombiana is the source of this 474-nucleotide messenger RNA. The record is from the annotation of a GenBank genome assembly. Lineage: Eukaryota; Fungi; Glomeromycota; Glomeromycetes; Diversisporales; Acaulosporaceae.